UGCGACCUGGUUUCCCUAAAGGAAUGGCUAGAGAACAUCCCGCAGAAUGUGCUCAUUGGAAGGGUCAUUUGCGAGGCACCCACUCGGCUGCAAGGGAACGAUCUGAAUGAAACGGCCGAGACGGAGCUGUGCCCUUCAAAGAGUGGCAUGGAUUCCAGCCUGGUGGCGCCUCCCACCCAAGACGAGACUCCCGAUCGCGGCCUCCGUCCAACGCCCUAUAAAACGAGUGGGGUGACGGAGUCCCAUAGCUCUGGGGGAGGGCAUAACAGGGGACGUCCGAAAGCCAGGGAGAACUGGCAGCUGAAAACGAAGCCCACAGCGAUGGCGACAGGCAUCAAUGAAAGGGAGCCGCCGGCUAAUUCGACCUGCCCUCAGUCCUGUAGUUGUAAGCUAAUAGGAACUAGACAAGGGCUUGGGGUUAAUUGUGAGGGCAGGAAAAUAGAGAGCAUGGCUAAUCUCAAACCUAGACCCCUGAGUGCGCAUGAGUUAAAUCUGCGCGACAACAACAUUCAUACCGUCAAAAGGAACCAGCUCAGAGGAUACCAUAGCUUGAAUUUGCUUGAUUUUGGGGGGAAUAACAUUAAAAUGAUUGAAAAUGGCACUUUUCACAAUCUGACAGAGUUGAGGUGGCUCUACAUGGACAAGAAUUACUUGGAUACAUUAAUGGCGGAGAUGUUCAUUGGACUUCAGAACUUGGAGUAUCUCAGUUUGGAAUAUAACGACAUCCAGCUCAUAAUGCCCGGCACCUUCAGCCCGAUGCCCAACUUGAGGGUGCUGUUCCUCAACAACAACCUGCUCAAAGCUCUACCCGUGGAUGCAUUCUUGGGGGUGUCUUUGUCUAAAAUAAGCUUGCAUAACAAUUAUUUUACAUAUCUCCCUGUGACAGGUGUCUUAGACCAGCUCAACUCCAUUAUCCAGAUUGAUUUGCAUGGGAACCCCUGGGAUUGCUCAUGCAACAUUGUUCCCUUCAAACAGUGGACAGACAAGCUUGGGGCAGACGUCAUUGUGAGCGAUCUCAAAUGCGAAUCUCCCGAGGAGUUCUGGAAGAGGGAUUUCCGGCGAAUCAGGAACGAUCUGAUGUGCCCUCAACUCUAUGAGAAGAUCUCCCCCACCUCCCUGUCCAAAAACAGCACUUUCCCGGUAGACACAGGGACACGGCCCAACACCUACCUGGAGCCUAGCAGAGUGUCCAUUUCAGUGCUCGUGCCUGGACUGCUCUUGGUUUUCGUGACAUCUGCCUUCACCGUAGUGGGAAUGCUGGUCUUUAUCCUGCGUAAUCGAAAGAAAUCGAAGCGGAGAGACGGCAACUCUUCUGCGUCAGAAAUCAAUUCUUUACAGACAGUAUGCGACUCGUCCUACUGGCACAGCGGAGCUUAUCAUGCAGAUGGGCCACACAGAGGUUACGACUGUGGUUCCCACUCUCUCUCUGACAAAUGAUGAUCACGGAGUCAUGAACGAGCAAACGGAUGUAUUGCGUUUCACAUGUUGCAGUGACAUUGGAGCGUGACACACAAACAUUAGACCUCAGACUCGCCUCUGUGGGAAUAAAAUAGCCUAUUUUUGUUGCUUCAGUUGAGUAUAGUAUCCAUGAAACACUGCAAUGGGGCCCCCACUGUUAUAUAUGUAUAGAACCUCUCUCUCUUUCUUUCUCCUCCCAGCUCAGACUGCAAACACGCUCAAAAGAGGACGUGGGAACGGUGCACGAACGCAUGAAUGUAAUGUAAAUAAUGGACUGUAACAUCUGCACGAUUCGCAUGGUCUCAACACACACUGG
Molecule: messenger RNA, 1774 nt
Organism: Sinocyclocheilus anshuiensis
Lineage: Eukaryota; Metazoa; Chordata; Actinopteri; Cypriniformes; Cyprinidae
Product: SLIT and NTRK-like protein 1
Exons: 1
Biological process (GO): positive regulation of synapse assembly; axonogenesis
Cellular component (GO): GABA-ergic synapse; glutamatergic synapse; postsynaptic density membrane
Molecular function (GO): protein binding
Source: RefSeq, a predicted model, not a curated record